Prunus dulcis (almond) is the source of this 2178-nucleotide messenger RNA. RefSeq names its product threonylcarbamoyladenosine tRNA methylthiotransferase. Lineage: Eukaryota; Viridiplantae; Streptophyta; Magnoliopsida; Rosales; Rosaceae. The record is from RefSeq and is a predicted model, not a curated record. The transcript is spliced from 11 exons. Bases 125 to 2032 code for a protein of 635 amino acids. Gene Ontology annotation, molecular function: tRNA (N(6)-L-threonylcarbamoyladenosine(37)-C(2))-methylthiotransferase activity; 4 iron, 4 sulfur cluster binding. Gene Ontology annotation, cellular component: endoplasmic reticulum. Gene Ontology annotation, biological process: tRNA methylthiolation.
CCAGAAUUCUAGAAAUUUAGCUGUUACAUAACCCCUUCACUCUGUCCGUCGUCUGUGUGUUUGAACUUGAAGCUCCAACCAUCGCGGGUCGUUGUUUUGCAGUGCGUGUAGGUUAGUUAAGGAAAUGGAGGACAUAGAGGAUUUGCUAGUUGGGAGCGGAGGUGGAGCUCCUCCGGGUUUUCGUUUGCCCAUAACAGCCGUCGGAUUGAACCCAAAGAAGAACAAGAACAAGAACAAACCCAAUCCCAGUGGAAAUAGCAAUAAGCUAUCUCAAAUCCAAGACCCCCUUGCUCCUCUCUCUCCCAAAAUCCCUGGAACUCAGACUAUAUAUAUCAAGACAUUUGGGUGCUCACACAACCAGAGUGACAGUGAAUAUAUGGCUGGCCAACUUUCAGCUUUCGGUUAUCCAUUAAGUGACAAUCCUGAGGAGGCAGACCUGUGGCUCAUAAAUACAUGCACAGUCAAAUCUCCAAGUCAAUCUGCCAUGGAUACUCUGAUAGCAAAAGGUAAAGGUGCAAAAAAGCCCCUGGUGGUGGCUGGGUGUGUGCCACAAGGAAGUCGAGAUAUAAAGGAGCUAGAAGGUGUCAGCAUUGUAGGAGUCCAGCAAAUUGACCGUGUGGUUGAAAUUGUUGAAGAGACUUUGAAAGGUCAUGAGGUGCGCCUUUUGAGCCGUAAGACAUUGCCAGCGCUUGACCUCCCUAAGGUAAGGAAAAACAAGUUCGUUGAGAUUCUCCCUAUUAACGUUGGCUGUUUAGGUGCUUGCACUUACUGCAAGACUAAGCAUGCUCGUGGUCAUUUAGGGAGUUAUACUGUUGAUGGCCUUGUGGGACGUGUAAAAUCUGUGAUAGCUGACGGAGUCAAAGAAAUAUGGUUGAGCAGUGAAGAUACUGGAGCUUAUGGUCGUGAUAUUGGUGCCAAUCUACCAAUUUUAUUGAAUGCAAUUGUUGCAGAACUCCCUUCGGAUGCAAGCACAAUGCUUCGAAUUGGGAUGACAAAUCCUCCUUUCAUUCUGGAGCACUUGAAAGAAAUAGCAGAAGUUUUGCGACAUCCAUGUGUAUACUCAUUUCUACAUGUACCAGUCCAAUCUGGAAGUGAUGCUGUCUUAACUGCAAUGAAUCGGGAAUAUACUGUAAGCGAGUUCAAGACUGUGGUAGAUAUCCUAACUGAGCUUGUGCCAGGGAUGCAGAUUGCAACUGAUAUAAUAUGUGGAUUUCCUGGUGAAACGGAUGAAGAUUUUACUCAAACUCUUAGCCUUAUUAAGCUGUACAAGUUCCCUCAAGUUCAUAUUUCACAGUUCUAUCCUCGACCAGGAACACCUGCUGCAAGGAUGAAAAAGGUCCCCAGUACUGUAGUGAAGAGAAGGAGUCGUGAUUUGACUUCUGUUUUUGAAGCUUUCACACCGUAUGUUGGGAUGGAGGGCUGGGUGGAAAGAAUAUGGAUAACUGAAGUUGCCACUGAUGGAAUUCACUUGGUUGGCCAUACCAAGGGAUAUGUGCAGGUGCUUGUAGCUGCUCCAGAAAGUAUGUUGGGGACUUCAGCUAUUGUGAAGAUCACAUCUGUUGGAAGGUGGUCAGUUUUCGGAGAAGUGAUUGAGACUAUUCCUCAUAUAAAUGAUACAGUUUCAGGAAAUGAAAGGCCUAAGCAGGAAAAAAAUUUCUCUGGUUUGAACCAUUAUGAGACUAGUGCAUGUUCAACAAAGUCGGAAAAUUGUUGUUGUGGACCAGAAAGCUGUGGAGGACAGUCGGAAAAGUCUGCUGUAAUGAAGAAUGACGUUCAGCUGGAAGAUAGGAACAGCAGAAAUCUGAUUGGAUGGCUACUGAGGAAGCGAAAAAACCAUGUUGAAAAACAUGUUGAGAAACCUGUGGAGAAUGAAAUAGGCUUGGGAUCCCAGAAAAAGCAAGAGCAGACCCAAGGAAGCUUGGGUGAAUGGGGUGUCGUUGAUAGGGCUCUUCUAGGCGGGAUGCUUGUGAGCUUCCUGACAAUUGUAACUCUACUAUUACAUCUUGGAUUUAGGAUUCUGUCAUCUAAUUAGUCUGGUUGUACUAAUCCAUUUUUGUCAAGGAUUUUUCAUAGAAAAAUGUCAUAUGAGCUUGUCUGUCUAUUCAAAAAAUAGAAUAUUUUUGGUAUGUUUGUAAUAUUGAACAUGGUACGGCCGUUGAAAGUUGAAACUUGGAUCUA